AUGGCUCCCAUCGCUGCUAUUAUCGACAAAACUACUCCUGAUGACAAAGCCAUCAAACUGCUCUACAGCACCGGCAAUGCCCGGCUUGGUCUUGCGUUGUGGUCAGGCACAAAAGACCCAGAUCCAGAAGACUCGAUACAGACUCCUCAAGAAGUCGGCAAUGGGCAGUACAUCCUCAAUCCAUCCCAGAUGGCUAGCAUCAACUUCCAGGGUGAAGAAAAGGUCUUUGCUCUUACAACAGAAAACCCAUUCAGGGUCACCAAAGAUGACUUUUAUAAUCUAUCUGAGAUCUUCCCUUCUUACAAGAAGCUUCAAGAUAUAGUGAUCGGAAACAUCACCCUCGCCUCUUGUACUAGUGGUGAUAAUGCCUGGAUCUAUUUCACCAGACCAAUUGGGGAGAGCAGCAGAGCUCUUUGGGAGUUAGAUCUUCGAGCAUCACAGGCCACUCAGCUCAUAUUUACGCACGACCUAUGGAUCAAUUCAUUUGCUGCUGCCUGGUUUGACACAGUGACUGGAAAGCGAAACGUUAUCUAUGAAGGAAGUGCACUGACGGAGUAUGUUGUCGAUGAUGCUACAAAUGGUACAGCGAUAGCCGCAACAGGAGAUAUGCAGCGUAAUACUCCAGUGGCUGUUGCAUUCAACUCUGGUACGGUUUACCUCUAUUACUGCGGGAGAGGUACGGCCGGAGGCAUUCGACGAAGUGUAAAGAGCAAUGGUAGAUGGGGUAGCUCUACUCUUAUUGAUAGCAACACGAUUGCUCAGGAUAGCCAGCUUACUGUAGUGAGGGCUAAUGGAAUUAACCAUCUGUUUUAUGUCGCCAGAGAUGAGAAUGAGGAGGAGGAUGACUACUUUGUCCACCACCUGGAUGAGGUCGCGUAG
Messenger RNA from Fusarium sp. VM40, 879 nucleotides. The record is from the annotation of a GenBank genome assembly. NCBI's taxonomy places the organism in Eukaryota, Fungi, Ascomycota, Sordariomycetes, Hypocreales, Nectriaceae.